AUGGCCGGUGCCGGAAAAAUCCCAGAAGAGGCCGUCACCGUGGUGAUGGUUGCUUUUCCGGCGCAGGGGCAUCUGAACAUGCUCCUCCACCUCGCCCGCUUAAUCGCAUCUUAUAACAUUCCGGUUCACUACGUGUGCACUCCACCGCACAUUCGGCAGGCAAAGCUUCGUGUCCAUGGCUGGAAUCCCGAUUCCAUUUCCAACAUUCAUUUUCACGGAUUCCCCGUCCCUCAUUAUGAAGCGCCUCCUCCUGAUCCAAAUUCUGCCCAAAAAGUACCCGUGCAUCAGAUUCCAGCCAUUCUUUCGUCGGUUCACCUCCGGGAUCCAGUUUUUCAACUCAUGAAAACAUUGUCCAGUAGCUCGACAAAGAGAUUAGUAGUCAUUCAUGAUGCCUUGAUGACGUACGUCAUCGGAGACAUUGGUUUGGUUCCAAACGCCGAAUCCUACGCCUUUUCGGUAUCCUCUGCUCUAUGUAGUUACUCCGCGCUGUGGGAACUUGCAGGGAAACCCGAAGGAGUGCCUGAAUUCCAACUCCUGCAGGUCCUGCCAAGGCUUAACUACCCACAAGAAUUGCAAGAAUUUGUGCGGUUACUUCUUGGUACCAAAAUAACCAGCUCCGGAACCCUCAUCAAUUCCUGCACCGCGAUAGACGGUCCGUUUCUCGAUCACCGUACUAAGUUCAAGAGUUUCGGCUCGGACAAAGUUUGGGCAGUUGGUCCAUUGCAUCCUCUUCAUCAUGUAAUGGUAAACGAUGAAGAGGAUCAAGGGCAGCAGCGACAUUACUGUCUUGACUGGCUGGAUAAGCAAGCUCCCCAUUCAGUUAUAUUCGUGACAUUUGGUUCCUCCACUACGCUUUCAGAUGAAGAGAUCAAAGAGAUGGCAAUCGGUUUGGAGAAAAGCAAGCAAAAGUUUUUAUGGGUGCUUAGGGAUGCGGAUAAAGGUGAUAUAUCUAACCACGAAGGUGGUGAUGAUCAGGUUAAAGAAGUGCUCAGAGUUGGACUGCCGGUCCUGCCGGAAUUUUUGUCAUCAGAUCCUCAUGCUGAAAAGAUUCAGGUGACAUCAAAAGAUAUUGAAAAUACGGUGAGAAAGCUGAUGGAUUCUGCGGAGGGACACCAGAUGAGGCAAAGGGCUCAAGAAGUGAGCAUAGCAGUGAAAGCAUCUACAAUGGAUAAUGGAACUCCAUUUGGGGUGGAUUCUUUUGUCGCUCAUAUUCGCAGAUAA
Oldenlandia corymbosa var. corymbosa is the source of this 1221-nucleotide messenger RNA. The record is from the annotation of a GenBank genome assembly. NCBI's taxonomy places the organism in Eukaryota, Viridiplantae, Streptophyta, Magnoliopsida, Gentianales, Rubiaceae.